ACGCUCCCCCCAAAGAAACGGCUGCUCACAUCCGAACCACAUUCUUCUCCCUUUGUGUUGUGGUUUGUUUGGGUUCUGUUGAACAGACCAAGUACUUAAUUGCAAAGUGUGAAUGUCGUAAGCUUUCGCGUGAAAAGGUCUGCAGUGCGAACACGCGAGGGAUUUCUGGCUUUUGUUUCACGCUGCACGUGGCCAAAUAUAGGUGGUGUUCGCAGGUUACCAUCAUGACGGACGAAAAGAAAAUACCAGAGGAAAAUGCCUGUCCAAGCUGCCAGCCAGUUUCCUGCAAGAACAAACUUCCUUCUGGAGCAUCUUUCAUCUUUCACUCUGAGAACACCUCAAGAGACUCAAGUCCCCGCUCAGGAAAGACUAAGGCAAACUAAGGAAUUGUUAGCCAAGGGUAAUCAAUGGACGAAAGAAAUGGAGAUGAGAUUGACAGAUAAUGAUGUGGUGCUUUUAGACGGGGAGACACAGGACGUUGUUGAAGUGUAUUCAUUGAACACAAUCGGCCAUGUACACCACUUCAGUGAUGAUCCCGACUUGAACAGUGUGUUGGUAUUUAACACAAUACAGACAAAAGAAAAAUUUGCCGCCAUGCAUCUGUUCCAGUCAGACAGGGUCCCGGCAGCAGUUGUGGCCACAGAAAUUAUGAAAGCUUCCAGCAGCAAAUCAGCAAUGCCCAACAGAUUUGCAGCGAGAGGUGGUGCUAUACUUCCCCCACCCCCUACCCAUCCAGCACCCUCUCCUCCCACGGAAGUUGAUCAAGAAAGGUUAGACCUCUAUGAGAAAUCUUUGGUGGCUCAGACCAUUGCAGCAUUUUCUGCAGUGACUGAUGACACAAAGAAAACAGCAAAGCCACAAGUGUUGUCUAAAUACCAGGCGUCAGAAUCAUCCUCUGAUAUCCCUGAUGAAACACUGUCUGCGGAACUGUUGGAGGCACGAACAAACAGAGAUGUGCAAAUUUUGAACCACUGUAUUGAUGAUAUUGAGAGUUUGGUCCUGAGAACAAAGAAGUCGGCUGAAGCGUGGAAAAAAUUGCAGAAAAAGAAAGGAAAAGCAAAACAAAGUCCUUUGACAGAGGAAGCUCGACCUCCUCCAGAGGCAGAUUUUUAUGAUGCAUUUCAAAAGUUAAAGCAUGCCUUAAACUUGCUGGGAAAGUUGAGGCACCACAUCCACAAUCCUAACGCUGCAGAAUUGGUCCAUUAUUUAUUUGUUCCUCUGUCUUUGUUGGUUCGCUGUACUGGAGGUCCUGAAAAGGCCAGAGCCGUUGUUGUCCCGUUGCUUACUACACAUGCUAUAGACCUGCUGCAGAACUGCCUCUCAUCUAAGGAAACAGACUUCUGGAUGGCUCUGGGACCCAACUGGACAUUAGCAAAAUCAAGCAAGCAGUUUAAGGAGCAGUUUAUUCCUCAUUACACGCCUGUGUUUAAGGACGGCUGGGUGCCACCAGAGGUGAUCGCUGGUAAAGAUGUGUCCAAUCUAAGUGCAGCUAUCGCUGCAAAUGCCGCUAAUGCUGCAGCUGUGGCCCAAUUAACUGAUGGACAAAGAAAGGGUGAAGAUUCUGCUGCGAACCUAGCAAAUCCCGCGGUGCUUUCAGCGGCGGCCAAGUUCAGACGACUGGCAAGCGUGAAAAAACCUGACGAAACUACACCAACAAGCCCAACGAAGAAGGGUUUAAGAAGAGUUCGUGUUCUUUUUGACUUCCAAGCAAGGAACAGCAAAGAACUGACAGUCCAAAAAGGAGAAGAAGUUGCAGUUCUUCUUGACAAUCGCCAGUGGUGGUGUGUCAGAAAUUCCGAAGGGUCCAUAGGUUUUGUGCCAAAUACAAUCGUGGAAGAAACAGGUACAAUCUCGUCUCUUGACUUGCAAUAGUCUUUUGCAGGGUAACUGACUGGUAACUGCAAGUGAAUAUAUGAAAGAACUUAUAUUUGAACCGCAGAAUGAUCUUCCCAGUUAUAUACACGGCUGGUGUUCUAUUGGGAUCAACCGUUCCAAAAGCAACCGGUUUUGGUUGAUACGGUCGACGUUUCUCAAAAGAGCACUGAUCCAACCGUUUUCGGUUGAAACGCGGUUGAAACGCGGUUACUCCUGGGACUAGUCCUUACGCGAGCUACAGUCACGCGACAUAGUCACGCAAAUGCUUUGUCAACCGUUUCAACCUGGUUUGAGGGCGGUUGAAAGAGUUGAUCAACCAAACCAACCGAAAACGGUGUUUUCCUAAUAGAACAUGGCCACAACUUAAGCAGCUGUGAAAAUAAAGCCUGGAAAAAUUCAGGCUUGAACUGGAUUCGAACCCAUGGUCUCUCUAAUCCGGGUGCAGUGCUCUACCAACUAAGCUGUCAAGCCAACAUUUUCUCAGGCUUUAUUUUCAUUCAUCUCUUUACAUCUUUCUCCGCUGUUC
This is a messenger RNA of Orbicella faveolata, 2401 nucleotides long. Its product is annotated as epidermal growth factor receptor kinase substrate 8-like. Gene Ontology annotation, biological process: Rho protein signal transduction; regulation of Rho protein signal transduction. Lineage: Eukaryota; Metazoa; Cnidaria; Anthozoa; Scleractinia; Merulinidae. The record is from RefSeq and is a predicted model, not a curated record. Gene Ontology annotation, cellular component: plasma membrane. Gene Ontology annotation, molecular function: actin binding.